Coccomyxa subellipsoidea C-169 is the source of this 456-nucleotide messenger RNA. RefSeq lists its product as hypothetical. Lineage: Eukaryota; Viridiplantae; Chlorophyta; Trebouxiophyceae; Coccomyxaceae. The coding region runs from base 1 to 456 and encodes 151 amino acids. The record is from RefSeq and is a predicted model, not a curated record. The transcript has 3 exons.
AUGGCUUUGUUGCAGAACAUGAUGCCAGCUCUGCUAGUUGCCAUCUGCCUUGGCGUCUUUGCCGCUACCUCUGAGGCAAAUGGGACUCUGGAGAGCUGCACCGCCCUCAUAAAGAUCCCCAACACCUGGGUUGCUGGAGACAAGUACUCUGCAAGCAUGAACGUGGCUGUGGAAAACACAGGCAGCAUUGACUGGCCGGCAGGCACGUACAAUGUGAACAUCUCCAAUGCCAACAUGGUGGAUGUCAAGAACACCUGGGGCUGGGACUUCUCCCAUGCAGCUGAUGGGACUGCAUCCGGGUCCAUGACACUGAAGAACGCUGUCGCACCCUCGUCACAGGCUGACAUCGGCGCAAUUGUGGUCGGCACAUCUCCCCAGAACUUCUACCCCACUUCGAUCAUUGUGGAUGGCAGGAAGUGCCACCUGCAGCAGGACGACCUGACUGCUGGCCGCUAG